GGGCGGUGGCGGCGGGCCCCGAGCGGCGAGCGGCCCAGUAACGGCGAGGUGCGAGGACGGUGAGGGCCGCCAUCGCCUCCCCUCGGGAGCGGCAGCUACCCCGCGUCCCGGCCCACCUCGCCGCCUCCCGGGGUGGGAGCCGCUCCCCGGCGUCGGAGGGUGCGGCCCGGGGCGCGCUACCCUUGCGCGGGGCCGCCCCCGCGCCGGCUGCCGGCGGGCUGCGGCCCGGGGCGGGCCGGUGGGCUGCGCACCCCGCCUCUCAGAGGGGGCUUGAGGGGCCUGCGGGAAGGGGUUUCCCUUCGUGGAAACAAAAAACCGCUACCUGGCAGUUUGACAGGGUCUGUGUCGUGUCGUACAUCUUUCAGGCUCACUAAGUAUACAAAAACAUUCUUGAAAAUGUUGUCCCGGCUCUUUCGAAUGCAUGGUCUUUUUGUAGCCUCUCAUCCAUGGGAAGUCAUUGUGGGAACAGUGACUCUCACCAUCUGUAUGAUGUCCAUGAAGAUGUUCACUGGGAAUGAUAAGAUCUGUGGCUGGAAUUAUGAGUGCCCCAAACUUGAAGAAGAUGUUCUGAGCAGUGAUAUCAUCAUCCUGACAAUCACACGCUGUAUAGCAAUCCUUUAUAUAUAUUUCCAAUUUCAGAACCUAAGACAGCUUGGAUCAAAAUACAUUUUAGGUAUUGCUGGCCUCUUUACAAUCUUCUCAAGUUUUGUUUUUAGUACAGUGGUAAUUCACUUCUUGGAUAAAGAGCUGACAGGAUUAAAUGAAGCUUUACCAUUUUUCCUGCUCCUGAUUGAUCUGUCAAGGGCAAGUGCAUUAGCCAAAUUUGCGCUCAGUUCCAAUUCGCAGGAUGAAGUAAGAGAAAAUAUUUCUCGUGGAAUGGCAAUUUUAGGCCCUACGUUUACACUGGAUGCACUUGUGGAGUGUCUUGUGAUCGGUGUUGGUACUAUGUCAGGUGUACGACAGCUUGAAAUUAUGUGCUGCUUUGGCUGCAUGUCUGUUCUUGCCAACUACUUUGUCUUCAUGACCUUCUUCCCAGCUUGUGUGUCUUUGGUAUUAGAGCUUUCUCGAGAGAGUCGUGAAGGGCGCCCUAUAUGGCAGCUUAGCCAUUUUGCUCGUGUUCUGGAAGAAGAAGAGAAUAAACCAAAUCCUGUAACACAGAGGGUCAAAAUUAUUAUGUCGUUGGGUUUGGUUCUUGUUCAUGCCCACAGUCGUUGGAUAGCAGAACCAGCUGCUCAGAACAGUACUGUAGAAAAUUCAGUGGGAUUGGAUGAGAAUGCACCAAAGAGAAUUGAACCUAAUGUUUCAUUAUGGCAGUUCUACCUUUCUCGAAUGGCCAGUGUGGAUAUUGAACAAGUAAUCACUCUUGGAUUAGCCCUUCUUCUUGCUGUCAAAUAUAUUUUCUUUGAGCAAGCGGAGACUGAAUCCACACUCUCACUGAAGAAUCCUAUAACAUCUCAGGUGAUGGUCCAGAAAAAAGUCCCUGAGAAUUGUUGCAGGAAGCAAUCUGGAUUUUUGAGAAACAAUCAGAAAUCUAACAGAGUAGAAGAAGCCUUAGUUCUCAAAGAUGGAAAUGCUGAAGUCAUAAAACCUGUAUUAGCAGAGUCAUCAACAAAGGCUACAUUUGUAGUUGGCAGUUGUAACCCCGGGGAAACUUCUUCAUCUCUUAAUGGAAAAGAGGAGGAAAUUGAGUUACCUAAAGAACCACGUUCUAUUGAGGAAUGUGUUCGUAUACUUGGAAAUGCAGAGAAAGGAGCAAAAUUCCUUACUGAUGCUGAGGUUAUCAGCUUAGUUAAUGCUAAGCAUAUCCCUGCGUACAAAUUGGAAACCCUGAUGGAAACUCAGGAGCGAGGUGUGUCCAUUCGCAGACAGAUGUUAUCUAAGAAGCUUCCUGAACCUUCAUCUUUGCAAUAUCUUCCUUAUAGGAAUUACAAUUAUUCUUUGGUUAUGGGAGCUUGCUGCGAAAACGUGAUUGGAUAUAUGCCUAUUCCUGUAGGCGUAGCAGGACCGCUGUUUCUGGAUAACAAAGAGUUUCAGGUGCCAAUGGCAACAACAGAAGGAUGUCUUGUAGCAAGCACAAACCGAGGAUGUAGAGCAAUAUGUCUUGGUGGAGGAGCAAGUAGCCGCAUUCUGGCAGAUGGGAUGACUCGUGGGCCGGUGGUAAGGCUGCCCACUGCUUGCCAGGCUGCAGAAGUGAAAGUUUGGCUUGAAAGCCCUGAAGGCUUUAAAAUAAUGAAGGAAGCUUUUGACAGCACAAGUAGGUUUGCACGCCUACAAAAACUUCUCAUCAGUUUGGCUGGUCGUAACCUUUAUAUCCGUUUUCAGUCUGGAACAGGAGAUGCAAUGGGAAUGAAUAUGAUUUCAAAAGGUACUGAAAAAGCACUGGCAAGGUUGAAUGAAGAGUUUCCUGAUCUCCAUGUUAUAGCUAUUAGUGGUAACUAUUGUACAGACAAAAAACCUGCAGCUAUAAACUGGAUAGAGGGAAGAGGGAAGUCUGUUGUCUGUGAAGCAGUCAUUCCAGCCAAGGUUGUUAGAGAAGUAUUGAAGACAACCACAGAAGAUAUAGUGGAAGUCAAUAUAAACAAAAAUUUGGUGGGUUCUGCAAUGGCUGGUAGCAUAGGUGGCUACAAUGCACAUGCAGCAAACAUUGUGACAGCUAUCUACAUUGCCUGUGGUCAGGAUGCUGCGCAGAAUGUGGGCAGCUCUAACUGCAUCACUUUGAUGGAGCGCACUGGUUCCACCAACGAAGACCUGUAUGUCAGCUGCACAAUGCCUUCUAUAGAAAUAGGAACUGUUGGAGGAGGCACCAACUUGCUCCCACAGCAGGCCUGUUUGCAGUUUUCUUUCCAGAUGUUAGGGGUUCAAGGUGCAAGACAAGAUAACCCUGGUGAAAAUGCCCGUCAGCUUGCUAAAAUUGUUUGUGCUACAGUGAUGGCAGGGGAAUUAUCACUAAUGGCAGCUCUUGCAGCUGGGCAUCUAGUCAAAAGCCACAUGAUCCACAACAGGUCAAAAAUAAACCUACAAGAUCUUCAAGGAACCUGCACUAAGAAGGUGGCUUGAAUACUGGAAGAGUUUUGAAAUGAAGAAUUGUACUAGCAACUGACCAGGUGUACAAGGAAAAAAGAAAUCUGUGAAGUUUAGAAUGAAAAUCACCUUCAACUCAAUGAUGUCUGUGUAAGAAAAACAGAGAUCAAUGGACUUGCGUGAGACUACUUACGCCUUUGACCUUCUUCAGUGGUUAGAGACAACCAUGAAAGAAGUCAGAUGUCUUGAACGUGGCUUUGGAAUUCUUACUCCUACACAUCAUUUUCUAAAGAGUCAGUCUUAUGUUUUUACAGGUUGAGAUUAUUUUGACUAGUAAGUAGGUCAAAACUUGGCUUGAAUGCGCUGGUCCUUGCCAUCUUUAUUUUCUGGUUAGACAAGCAUGUCUUUUAAAGUGAUAGCAAACCAAAUCACUUCCCAUGAACUCCCAAUUUAAUUUUUAUUCACAUGUUAAACUUAAGCUAUAGGACACUUAUAUUGAUCAUACUAGUUUUAUAGAAACCUAUGUCUAUAUAAUAGUACUUAAUUCGCUUGCUGUUUCGGCUAAGCAGCACUCAUUGUUUCAACUCCACGAUUUAGGUUAUUCCUUUAUGGAAAACUUGUGACCUGUAAAAUUCUGAACUGUUAAAUAUAAUCUGUACUGAAGUAGGGAAAAACAGUGUCUGCAGCUGUUUUGUUAUUUUAUUCUGGCAGAAAAAUCAGAUCUUGACACUGGUAACUCCACAACCAGUUACAUGUCAGACAGAUUAGUAAUUUAAGCAAAUGCAGUUUCUCAAACUUUUUUUGGUAGGAGUGUAUUCAAACGACAGGAGUCGAAAGCAGAUGUUUACACUUCUUUUGAAAGAUGUCUGUUAAGGUACAGUGUGUUUGUAUAUUCCUAUUUUUUUAAGUGUUUGACACUUAUUUCCCAAGAACAGAAGUGUAUCCACUGCCAAACUGAGAUAAAAUGAAGCCAGAAAAUCAUGCUGUUCUUUAACACUAGGGUUUUUUUAUGUUCUAAUUCCUUAUAAACUUUUCUUUUUAAGGGGAUGUAUUUAUUUUAAGAAGAAAUCUUACCCUUUUUUCAAUGGAAAGUGCUAAUUAAGGGAAUUAAGUGAAAUGACAUGUUAAUACAACACACAGUUUUUGUAUUAAAAUACUGUACUUGGACCAGUGAAGCAGUCUCAGGUGUUAUUAAUGUAAUACAGAAAACCCAGGUGUAUUCUGGUUUGAUUUACUGUGGGGAAUAUUGCUAAACACAUCGCCUUGCCUAGUUAAUCACAGGAGGAGAAUUGUCAGUAUGCUUGAUGGUGAUUUUUUUUUUUUGUUUGGUUUGCGGUUUUUGGUCGGGUUUUUUGGGGGGAAUCAGUGGAUUGGACUGGCAUUCUUGCAGGAAUGCAGCAGCAUUCCUAAAGGGGUGACGAGCAGAGGUCCUUUUCUAACAUGCGGAUUUGAUAUAAAUCGUGAUGGGUUGUUUUGUAGUACAUCAACACAUUAAUAUCGUUGUAAUGAGCUCAUAAAGCUAAUGUGCAAGCAUGAAGGUGUACUACAUGCUAGAUGUGUUAUGAUCGCAUGUAAAUAUCAUGAAUGUUGAUCUUCCCGCAGUGUUGUUGCUAAUAUCUGCCAUUUUAUUUAAGGAAAGUUGGAACUACUUGGUUUCUGUGUUCAUUCAGUGAUCUUAUUUAAAGUAACACUGUUCUGGCAAUAAAUGGUGGUUCAGUGUUCAUUUUGGUGGGUUUAACUGACAUUCUGUCUAGCAGAAUUAACAUUUUGUAUUAUUACUAAAUUGUGUACAUUUUGGUACAGAAUUACUUUUUCAGUUUCAGUAAAACAAUGGAAAAUGUGUUGGCUUAA
Phalacrocorax carbo (great cormorant) is the source of this 4872-nucleotide messenger RNA. The record is from RefSeq and is a predicted model, not a curated record. NCBI's taxonomy places the organism in Eukaryota, Metazoa, Chordata, Aves, Suliformes, Phalacrocoracidae.